AUGUACCUACGCAAAUAUAUAAUGGCACCAACUAAGAACAAUCUUAGUGCCGUUUUGUACGGUAUCAAUGACUUAAGAUUAGAACAAAGGCCAAUUCCAGUACCGAAAGAUAACCAGGUCCUUCUUCAAAUGGAAGUAGUGGGAAAAGAUGUAAAGAACCUGAAACUAGAUGACAGAGUAGCUAUCGAACCAGGAGUACCCUGUCGUCUGUGUCAUUAUUGUAAAACCGGUAUCUACCAUCUUUGCAAAGAUAUCUUAUUCUGUGCAACUCCUCCAGAUGAUGCUAACCUAUCAAGAUAUUACGUUCAUGACGCAAAAUUUUGUUGGAAGCUUCCUGACAAUAUGUCCCUUGAAGAAGGUGGCUUCAUGGAACCUCUUUCAGUUGGAGUUCACGCUUGCAAAAGAGCAAAUAUCAAAAUUGGAGGUGUCUGUUUGAUUACAGGAGCUUGUCCAAUUGGUCUUGUUACUUUCUUGUCCGCUAAAGCUAUGAGUGAUUUCAAAAUUGUCAUCACAGAUGUACUUGAUGUCAAAUUGAAGAUGGCUAAACAACUUGGAGCCGAUUACACGUUGAAAAUUGAGAAAAAUAUGACUGAAUAA
Psylliodes chrysocephalus is the source of this 597-nucleotide messenger RNA. The record is from the annotation of a GenBank genome assembly. Lineage: Eukaryota; Metazoa; Arthropoda; Insecta; Coleoptera; Chrysomelidae.